GAUCCCAAGCUUUUUCUCAGAGAAUUUUGACUGAAAAAUUUCGUAAUUAGGGUUUUUGAGAUUUGACAUUAUUCUAAGAUGAAAGCUUCGAUUGAGAAGUUAAGGAGAUUAACAUCGCAUUCACAUAAGGUUGAUGUGAAGGAGAAAGGAGAUGUCAUGGCUACAACACAAAUUGACGAACUCGAUCGAGCCGGGAAGGAUAUGCAAGAUAUGAGAGACUGCUACGAUAGACUACUCUCCGCAGCUGCUGCCACGGCAAAUAGCGCUUAUGAGUUCUCUGAGUCAUUGGGAGAAAUGGGUUCUUGUUUGGAGCAAAUCGCGCCUCAUAACGACGAAGAAAGCAGUAGAAUCUUGUUUAUGUUGAGUAAAGUUCAGAGUGAGCUUCAAAGACUUCUUGACACAUAUCGUAGUCAUAUAUUCAAAACUAUAACAUCCCCAUCAGAGGCACUUCUUAAGGACCUCAGAACUGUUGAGGAUAUGAAGCAACAAUGCGACGAGAAGAGGAAUGUGUAUGAGAUGUCGCUAGUUAAAGAUAAAGGAAGGCCUAAAAGCAGUAAAGGAGAGAGACAUUUUCCUCCCGAGUCUCGACCUGCUUACAGUGAGUUUCAUGACGAAGCAACAAUGUGCAUUUUUCGAUUGAAAUCUCUUAAAGAAGGACAAGCUCGUAGUCUCCUUACACAAGCAGUCCGUCACCACACUGCUCAGAUGCGUUUGUUCCACACUGGACUGAAAUCUCUCGAGGCAGUUGAGCGUCAUGUAAAAAUUGCUGCAGAGAAACAACACAUUGACUGUGAUCUAUCUGUUCAUGGGAACGAGGUGGAAGCUAAUGAGUAUGAUGAUGAUGAUGAUGAUAGCCGAUAUAUGAACAGAGAAGGAGAACUCAGUUUUGAUUACAGAACAAAUGACCAGAAGGUAGAAGCUGCUUCUCUCUCUACACCAUGGGGCUCAAAGAUGGAUGAUUCAGACCUCUCGUUUCCUCGCCCUUCUACAACACGACCAGCAGCGGUAAAUGCUGAUCAUAGAGAAGAAUAUCCAGUUUCAACCCGCGAUAAGUAUUUGAGCAGCCAUUCAGCUCCGUUGUUCCCAGAAAAGAAACCUGAUUUAUCAGAGAGGUUGAGACAGGUGGUGAAUCCAUCUUUUAAUGCCUACGUAUUACCAACACCAAACGAUUCAAGGUACUCGAAACCGGCUUCCCAAGCUUUAAAUCCGAGGCCAGCAAACCACAGUGCCGGAAACAUAUGGCAUUCAUCUCCGUUAGAGCCGAUAAAAAGCGGGAAAGAUGGGAAAGACGCAGAAAACAACAGCUUCUACGGCCGCCUCCCUCGGCCUUCUACAACAGACACGCAUCAUCAUCAUCAGCAGCAAGCAGCAGGAAGACAUGCAUUUUCCGGACCUCUCAAACCGUCCUCAACAAAACCUGUCACCACGGCGGACAGUUACUCAGGCGCGUUUUGUCCUCUGCCGACUCCUCCAGUACUCCCUCAUCCCCAUCCAUCAUCUUCUCCAAGAGUCUCCCCUACAGCUUCACCUCCUCCUGCUUCUUCCCCGAGGCUCAACGAGCUUCACGAGCUUCCAAGACCCCCAGGCCACUUUCCACCACCGCCAAGACGAGCCAAGUCCCCCGGUCUGGUUGGUCACUCGGCGCCUCUAACCGGAUGGAACCAAGAAAGAAACACUGUAACUGUUGCUCCUCCUUCCGCCACCAACAUUGUGGCUUCACCACUUCCUGUUCCUCCGUUGGUUGUCCCUAGAAGCUACUCUAUACCUUCAAGAAACCAGAGAGCUGUUUCUCAACGGCCGGUUGAAAGGAGAGAUGAUAUAGUAGCAUCCCCACCAUUAACACCAAUGAGCCUGUCUCGGCCUCUUCCUCAGGCCACAGGAGUUGCUCAGACCAGUCAAAUCAGAGAGGAGGAGGGAGAGAAGGAGCUAAGAAGAGACCAUUCGUCGUCGUCAAUGGAGAUAUCUGCAUCUGCUUCUCUAACUUUCUCUCGAUUCGUUCCUCGUCUUCUUCCCUUGCUCUCUACUCGAGCUCCAACUACCUCUUACAAGCCGUUGUUGUCUUCUUCUUCCAUUAGACUCAUUUCUUCUCACAGUCGUAUAGCUCCGUCUCAGUCUCUCGCCGAUCAAUCUGCCUCUACCGGGAUCAGUGUUGUUGAUUCAGAUCCCAUAGAUGUUGUAAAGAGGAAAGCUAUGGACAUAGCCCCUGAAUUGAAAGGAGCUUCGAUAUUUCUGGUUGGGAUUAAUAACUCUAUUAAAACUAAGACGGGGAAGCUUUUGGCUGAGGCAUUACGAUAUUACUACUUUGAUAGUGAUAAUUUGAUCACAGAGGCGGCUGGUGGAAAUUUGUCCGCUCAAGCUUUGAAGGAAGCAGAUGAGAAGGCUUUUCAGGAAUCAGAGACGGAAGUGCUGAAGCAGCUAUCAUCUAUGGGUCGGCUUGUAGUUUGCGCUGGAGAUGGUGCGGUCCAGAGCUUGACAAAUCUUGCACUUCUAAGACACGGAAUAUCCAUAUGGAUCGAUGUUCCUCUGGAUAUCGCUGCUAAAGGGGAUGAUGAUUCAUUCAACUUAGAACCUUCUCCUGAGUUGUUUGACACACUAAAAGCGAGUUACGAAAAAUCAAGAAAGGGUUACGAAACAGCAGAUGCAUCCAUUUCCCUUGAAAAAAUAGCUACAAAGAUGGAAUUUGAAGACUUGGAAACAGUAACUUCUGAAGACAUUGCUUUGGAGGUUCUGAAAGAAAUCGAGAAGUUGACGAGAGUGAAGAAAAUGAUGGAAGAAGCUUCCCGACCUUUCUAGGUCGAUUUUACUCUCCCUCAUGUGAUUUAUCUUGUAUAUCAUCUCGACAUUAAUAAUGUAUCUUUUUGCAU
Messenger RNA from Arabidopsis arenosa, 2864 nucleotides. NCBI's taxonomy places the organism in Eukaryota, Viridiplantae, Streptophyta, Magnoliopsida, Brassicales, Brassicaceae. The record is from the annotation of a GenBank genome assembly.